AAAUUUUGUCAAUAAUUUCAAUUCCCCGACCAAUUAUUUCAAUUAUUAGGCGAAAAUUGUCAAAGCGGUGCUCAAAUUUGUGUGUUUUUUGGCCGGGAAGUGGUCAUUGUGUGAAAUUGGGUGCGAAUAAUUGUAAAUUCCCGGGAAUUGAGUGCGCGUGCGCACUUUUUUAUAAAUAGCUUCUUUUAGUAUCAAAUUUCUGGUUUUUAGUCGUGUAGUGAGUACGUUGGGUAGUUGUCGUUUUAAAUAAAAAACCUGUGGCGUGCCAAAUUGGAACGAAUUAUUUUUGCUAGAACUUAAGAUGGCCGAAACUGUAAAAAAGUCCCGAAUUGUAAGUGACAACGACGACGAUCUCGAGGAAGCUUUGAUGGAAGAAUUUAACCAGAGGCUAAAAAAAUGCAUGAGCCAAGACGAUCUCCAACAAACCGCCGAAGAAGAGGAACAGGAAAACAUCAACGAGAAGUUUAUCCAGGCGGAGAAACAAAACGGCUAUCCGAAAGAUAGCAUUUAUGAAAAUGUCGGACACCAAACGAAUAAGACUGAAUUAGAAAAAUCGGACCAAUAUAUCGACAUGAGCGGCAAUCCGGAAGUGAAAGACGAAGAAGUCGCCGUUUACGAAGACAUCGACGACGAUUUGCCGAUAAAAGAAAAGCCAAAUUUAAUUUUAACCGACUUGUGUGAUGUUAAGCCAAAUGAUAGUAGUGAAACGAAAUCGGUGAAAGACCGAAUGUUGUUAUCAACGGAUGUGGCACCGUGUCUCCUUUUCACCCAAACGGUGACCUCACCGAUGCUAACACCGUCCGAGGAAAACAUCGAUUUUUUGAAAGGCUUUCGCCGAGAAUCGACCGACGAAACGAAAGACGAAAACAUCUACGAAAACACCGAGUUUCUCAAAAAUCAAACCAACGAAGCGAUUUACGAAAACCUCAAAGAGAACAUCUACGAAAACGUGAAAGAGUUGAACGGGAAGCAGGAAGCUGGUGAGGAAAUAAUUUACCAAAACGUGGAGGAAUUGCGCGAUAACAACGAGGACGAAAUCGAAGAGGAAAAAAGCGAAGUGGUGGACGAACCGGUUGAUGAUGAUGUUACUAAUCAAAUCGAUUUUGAAAGCGAAGAGAGCACACAAGUGACCGAGUCGUACGUUGAAACGACGACGUUCGAAUCAAACUCGUCGGAAAAAGGCAUAAAAAAGAAAAAAUCGAAAAAGUCGCGAAAAGAGGAAAAAGAGAAUAUUUCUGUUAAUGGCACUAACACUGUUUGCGAGGACUCUUUUUAUAACGUUAACGUGAAAAUUUUGUGUAGAAGUUUCGGAGACCUGACUAAAAUCAGCGACGAGUCUCAAAAGCGAACGCGUACUAAAUCUUUGUCCGAUGCUAGUAACAAAAUUGAAAACGUCUUCUUUGGAGUCUCUGUGCGAGCCUUGAGAGAGAAAUUCUAUUGCAAUAGCGGCGAUUGUAGAGCGAAAAGUGCCGACGGGAAGUCGAGUUUUAGCAAAUUCGAUGCGUUGCAAAAGAAAAAUGUUCUGCAUAUCCGCUCGUCGGACUCGUCGAAAGCACAAGAAAAAUUCAAUGGUGCCCAAAUCGAUCCGUCGAAUUGCCGAUCUUGCGGAAAAGCCGUUUUCCAAAUGGAGCAAAUCAAAGCCGAGAAGGCCGUCUGGCAUAAAAAUUGUUUCAGGUGUACAGAGUGCAAUAAACAACUAAAUGUCGAUACAUAUCAAAGUAAUGAAGGAAGCCUUUACUGCAAACCCCAUUUCAAAGCCUUAUUUGCCCCCAAAGCCGUCGAAGACGAUGCCUCUCCCAAACCUAGAAAACCCGAAUUGAUUAUUCGGGAAAGUCAGCCGAUUGAAUUGCCACCUGAUGUUGUUAGAGCCAGUGACAAGCCUGACUUGGGUUUGGAGGAGCUUCAAAGUCUGAACGUGAAAGAACGUUUUCAAGUUUUCGAACAUCAUCAGAGUGAAACAAGUGAAGAACGAAUACCGUCCCAUGUCAAUGUCAAACGUUCACCUUCGAUUCUCUCGAAACUAGCAAAAUUUCAGGCGAAAGGAAUGGAUAUCGGGGUCGCCGAUGAUUCCCUGAACGGUAUCCCGAUUGAAGAGAGUUCCUCCGAGGAAGAGGAGGAAGAAGACGAUGGAAUUGAGGGCGAAGAUGCCGAUUUAAUCCGAGCGAAGCGAGUGCAAAAAGAAAAACCGUUUCAUUUUACGGGAAUGUCGGAUGUUAAGAGUCGGUGGGAACAAGGGGAGCAAACCACGUCGCGAGACGAACGAAGAGAAGAAAGGAAACAGGAAAUACAAUCGAUAAGAAACCGACUAUUUAUGGGAAAACAAGGCAAAAUGAAGGAGGCGUACCAACAGGCCGUAAUGGAGUCGGAAUCGUGUACCAACUUGAAGAAGGAAACCCCAAUCGAAGUGUGCGACACAAAGUCGCUGAAAGAGAAAUUCGAAAAGGGCGAAGUGGUCCAAGAACGCGCCCGUGAAAAAGACGCAGAAGAGAACGAAGUGUACGAGAGCGAGAUUAGUAAAAAAUCGCGGUCGCUUUUCCUCGAAUUGGACGCGAACGCGUCAAAACCGCCACAAAUAACACCGAUUACGACGCCGAAAAUCGACGUGAAGAAAGCACGCGAUAAUUAUUUGUCGAGAUCGGCAUCGGAAGAUGUUGUUAAAUCAUCGGUGAAUGUCGUGGACGAUGUACAAAUUCGCACUUCUGAUAUUCAGCAACGUUUCAAAUUUUUCGAAACGUACAAAGAACCGGAAAAAGAGAAGAAAAGUUUUCGGAUAACGCCGCCUCGCGAGGGACAAGUCAAGGCGCCUACGCCCGACCGCGAAGUCUACAGAGACCCGGAAAUCGUCCGUUCGGAAGAAAUCAUCGAAGAUUCGGUCAUAGCUAAAGAAACGCACACCGCUACAAAAAUGCUCAACAAAUUUCGUCAAAUGGAAGAAAACCUCGCAAAAGAACCCCAACCCAUCGGCCCUAAACCUUUAAAACGGUUCACUCCACCCCCGGAACCCACUCGUCCCGAAUCGAACAGUGAGGCUGAAAGCGAUUCCGGCGAAGAAACCGAAGAAGAGGACGAAAUCGAUCGCGGAAAAAUCGCCGACGAGGAUUUAAUCGAGGCACAAAAAGCGGCCAGAGCGAAGCAAUUGCGUGCCAAAUUCGAGCGAUGGGAAGCCAACGAAAUUAAAAAGGAGCAAAAUAAUAGUUCGGUGAACAUUAUUGAGGAACUGGGGGAAGAGCAGUCGCAAAUCGAGUCGACCAAAACUUUAAGGGCCCGGUUCGAGUCAAUGCGGGAGAGCAGCACGGAGACGCGACAGCCGAGGGUGAAAGUGAACCGAUUUGUGGAGCUUCCGAAUGUUACGGAAAGGUGCGAAAGUUGCAAUUCGAGAGUGUAUCCUUUAGAGAAAAUUUCCGUACACAAUCACAUCUAUCACAAGAGUUGCUUCAAGUGCAUGGAAUGUAACUGUGUCUUGAGGAUGGAUUCGUAUUCGUACAAUCAAGGUCUUUUAUACUGCAUGCCACAUUUUAAGCGCCUUUUUAUUUCCAAGGGUAAUUACGAUACCGGAUUUGGGUUAGGUCAGCAUAAAGAAAAGUGGAACGCCACCAUAGCUUAGUGUGAUAAAGCGCCUAAUUGCCUAGCACUUGAUUUCCGUACUUACGCAUUUAUUUUUCUAUAUAUUUAUGCAAGUUUAUGAUUAUUAUCCAUUACCAGUUAUGUGAUUUUAUCCGAAUAAAUUUUAUCGAAACUGA
Messenger RNA from Tribolium castaneum (red flour beetle), 3740 nucleotides. RefSeq lists its product as uncharacterized. The record is from RefSeq and is a predicted model, not a curated record. Gene Ontology annotation, cellular component: plasma membrane; actin cytoskeleton. Lineage: Eukaryota; Metazoa; Arthropoda; Insecta; Coleoptera; Tenebrionidae. Gene Ontology annotation, biological process: actin filament bundle assembly. Bases 302 to 3604 code for a protein of 1100 amino acids. Gene Ontology annotation, molecular function: actin filament binding. The transcript has 19 exons.